This is a messenger RNA of Eimeria necatrix, 723 nucleotides long. Its product is annotated as SAG family member. The coding region runs from base 1 to 723 and encodes 240 amino acids. The record is from RefSeq and is a predicted model, not a curated record. The transcript is spliced from 4 exons. Lineage: Eukaryota; Apicomplexa; Conoidasida; Eucoccidiorida; Eimeriidae.
AUGCUUCGUCUCGCUCUUGCUCCACUCGUCGCUGUGUUUGUCUUCUGCGAACACAAGACAGCAAGUGCCAGCACGACAGCAGAAGCACAAACGCUCAGUUGUUUGACUGAGAUGAACGAGGCAAGGACUGCCGCAGGACUACCUGCGUUUGGGGAGGCAUCCGACGCCGCCGUUUUUUUUUGCUCUUUCUUCUAUUCUGUGAAGGAAACCGGCGAGACCCCUGAAGCUAAAAAACUAGAGGGGACCUUUGCAUACUACGCCGGCAAGAAGGACUGCAAAGCGGCGGUGCAGCACUGGAAAGACAGCUUUUCUCUCUUCAAUAACGAGAUCCCCCCAAAGUACAAGGGUUUGAAUGACCCUGAAGUGUAUGAUAGCAGGGCUGUCUCCUUUGUCGCUCUCUAUAACCCCAAGGCGAAUCCUAUUGCCAGCUGCGCCUUUGUCACCUGCACAACUGCAGACACAUAUUCUGCUGGGAGGACCUCUACAAGCCACAGCAGCCCGACAUUAAGAAGACUUCAAGAUGAAAAUCAAAAUGCUACUGCAGUUAUAUGCUUAACGAACCCGGUGGCACUGACUGCUGAAGAAGCGCCAUUCACGGAGGAUGAAUGGCAAAAGAUCGUUCACUCUAUAGUUGGUACUGAAGAGGGCAACGGAGUUUCGCCGAUCAGACCGUCAUUGGCACUUGGGUUCAUGAUAGCAAUUUUCGUCUAUGGUCUUUUAUAG